AUGUCCUCCUCGGCCAUCAAGAAGCUCCGGCUCAACGACUCUGAAGACUGGAACGCGUGGGACAGAGAAUUCGGAAGCAAGGCACAACCCACAGGCUCACGCAAGGACAUCAACCUCCAGCGAACAGCACAAGGAACUCCGUCAGUCGCCCUGGAGGAAAAGUCGGAUCCAGAUGGCCGUCCCGAAAAUGCCAACGAGAUGACGACAAGAGGGAGGACGAGCUAUCAACUGGACUGGCAGAUCUACAGCGAAAGAUUGGAGAAGUAUGACAAGGAGGACAAGAUCAUCAAGGAGCUCCAAGGAUUGGAUUGGGGAGACGGUCAACCCCCAUCUGCUCACGACUGCGUGCCAGCCAGAAGACGAUCUCGACGUCUGGUACGCUAG
This is a messenger RNA of Dichotomopilus funicola, 384 nucleotides long. RefSeq lists its product as uncharacterized. Lineage: Eukaryota; Fungi; Ascomycota; Sordariomycetes; Sordariales; Chaetomiaceae. The coding region runs from base 1 to 384 and encodes 127 amino acids. The record is from RefSeq and is a predicted model, not a curated record. The transcript is spliced from 2 exons.